GACAGGGAGGCUGGUGAAUGAAAACCGAAAAGACGAAGAAAACCGCGCGGUUGCAAGUCCCUCUCCGACGCUGACUCGCCGACUCCCGCCUGGUCACCACCGUCAUAGACCGCGCCGGACAGCCCAGUUCCGUUCCAUCCCAUCCACCGCGCGGUGCUCCUCCCUGUCCCUCAGAAAAAAAGGCGCACGGUUCGCGCGUCCCAUUUCACUUGUUCCCUCGCACCGGCACUGCUCCCUCCACCUUACUCUGUCGGUUACACCUCUGCCUCUCCCUCUCCCCUUGCCGGCCGGUUUUCUCCGUCCGUGCCCAUGGCCAUGGCCAUGGCAGAGUGGUGGGCUGCGGCGACGGAGGCCGUCGCGGUGUACACUGGGUUGACUCCUACGGCGUUCUUCACGGCCGUGGCUGUGGCCGCGGCGCUGUACGUCGCGGUUUCAGGACUGUUUGCGCGGCCGGCGCAGACGUCAUCGAGGAGGCAGGAGGAGGCGGCGGAGGAGAGGACCUUCGAACCACUGCCGCCGCCGGUGCAGCUCGGCGAGGUGACAGAGGAGGAGCUCCGAGCUUACGAUGGGUCCGACCCCAAGAAACCGCUGCUCAUGGCCAUCAAGGGCCAAAUCUACGACGUCACGCAGAGCAGGAUAUUUUAUGGACCUGGUGGCCCGUACGCAUCGUUCGCUGGCAGAGAUGCGAGUAGGGCUUUGGCAAAGAUGUCAUUUGAAGCAAGUGACUUAACUGGUGACAUUUCAGGGUUAGGUCCAUUGGAGGUUGAGGCCUUGCAAGAAUGGGAGUACAAAUUCAAGAGUAAGUAUGUUACAGUUGGAAUAAUCAAGAAGACUGUUCCAUUCUCAGAGGGAGAUGCUGCAAGGAGCGAUGUGACAACUGAAAGAGACAUAGUUGCAGGCAUUGUUGAAAGCAACAGUGUGCCAGAACCAGAGGAAACUGGAAUGACAAACCAAGGGAGUGUAGUAGAGAAGAUAACAGAAUCACCAGACAUCGAUGUUAACACAAGCAGCCAUGAAGAUGCAAAGAAGGCAAAGGAAUUGCCAGAUCCAGAUGUGACAAAUACGAGCAGCCAAGCUGAUGCAGUGGACAAGCCAGAGGAAAUCCCAAAUGCAGUUGUAAAGAACAGGAGAAGCAUUGAAGGUGCAAUUGAGGCAAAAGAAACACCUCAGGUAGAGGAUGGGAAAGAUACAUAUCAACCUGAAGACGCAACAGAGAAGCCAAAUGAAGCAACAGAUGUCGUAGAUUUGAAGAACACAGCCAGCCAUGAGGAUGCUAAGCAACCAAAGAAAACCCGGAAUGAAGAUGAAAAGGAUGUAAGCAGCCAUCAACAUGGUGAUGAGAAUCCAAAAGAAACUUCAAAUGUAGAAGUCAAGAAUGCAUAGAGCUGCCCUGUUGCUGGGAAGCUUUCUGGCUGUCUGGUAGUUAACAUAAUAAAUUGUAAUGCACAUUGUGGCCUGUAUUCAGUUGUGAAUCAUAGUAUGGAGUAUAAUUAUAAUUGAAAUAAGAUGAUGAUGAUGAUAACAAUAAUUAUAAUGAAGGUACACAUUGGGUCUUAACCAAAA
Messenger RNA from Zea mays, 1563 nucleotides. Its product is annotated as membrane steroid-binding protein 1. The transcript has 2 exons. Lineage: Eukaryota; Viridiplantae; Streptophyta; Magnoliopsida; Poales; Poaceae. Gene Ontology annotation, cellular component: endomembrane system; membrane; endoplasmic reticulum. Bases 310 to 1383 code for a protein of 357 amino acids. The record is from RefSeq and is a predicted model, not a curated record.